Molecule: messenger RNA, 1314 nt
Organism: Vitis riparia (riverbank grape)
Lineage: Eukaryota; Viridiplantae; Streptophyta; Magnoliopsida; Vitales; Vitaceae
Product: 2-alkenal reductase (NADP(+)-dependent)-like
Exons: 5
Coding region: 85-1131 (348 amino acids)
Molecular function (GO): oxidoreductase activity, acting on the CH-CH group of donors, NAD or NADP as acceptor
Source: RefSeq, a predicted model, not a curated record
UACUUUUAUCAUUCUUGUUCAUCCUCUCGACACCUCUGCAAUCCUGAACCCCUGAGCAUUAAUUGAUAGCUCAAAAUUGGAUCCAUGGGAAUGGAAGUGAUCAACAAGUAUGUGACCAUAAAAACCCACAUAGAUGGUGCACCACAAGACUCUGAUUUCGAGCUCAAGACUGCAGCUCUUCGCCUGUGGGCUGAGCCGGGUUCCAACGAUGUCAUUGUGAAGAACCUCCAUGUAUCCAUAGAUCCAUACCAGCUAAACCGCAUGAAGAGUUAUAGCUCCUCGCAUAGGGCGAUAAAUUUUGCAGUGCCGAUUAGUCCUGGCAUGGAUAUUGAUGCUUAUGGGGUGGGGAGAGUUGUGGCUUCUGGCCACCCGGAAUUUGAAGAAGAUGAUUUGGUGGUGGGGCUCAUCAGCUGGGGAGAGUAUAGUGUUGUGAAAGGAGGCAACAUGUUGAGGAAGUUGGAUCCCAUGGGAUUUCCCUUAUCCAACCAUGUUGGAAUUCUAGGAUUCAGUGGGUUGGCAGCCCAUGGUGGAUUUUUCCAGGUAUGCAAGCCCAAGAAAGGAGAGAAAGUGUUUGUUUCUGCUGCUUCUGGGUCAGUUGGAAAUUUGGUGGGGCAAUAUGCAAAGCUGUUUGGAUGCUAUGUUGUUGGAUGUGCUGGAAGCAAACAAAAGGUCAAUUUGCUCAAAGAGAAGCUUGGUUUUGAUGAUGCAUUCAACUAUAAGGAAGAAACUGAUCUGAAGUCAACUCUCAAAAGGUACUUUCCUGAUGGGAUUGAUAUAUAUUUUGACAAUGUGGGAGCUGAGAUGCUAGAAGCAGCAGUUGCCAAUAUGAACAUCUUUGGUAGAGUUGCCGUUUGUGGAGUAAUCUCCCAGUAUACAGACAGUGGAAAGCGAGCUGCACCAGACAUGCUAGACAUUGUGUACAAGAGAAUCACAAUUCAAGGAUUCUUAGCUGCUGAUCUGAUGAAUGGGUACACGGAUUUCAUUUCCACGACACAAGAUUACCUAAAUGACGGCAAAAUUCAAGUGAUUGAAGACAUUUCACAGGGCGUGGAGAGUAUUCCAUCUGCUUUCGUAGGGCUGUUUCGUGGUGAUAAUGUUGGGAAAAAGAUUGUAAAAAUUGCAGAUGAAUGAUUCCUAGGGACACUUCAUUUUCCCGGAGUAGCGGUUUGGAAUAUGAAUGUUAAGUUCCCAUGAUCGUUCCUAUGAUUGUCAUUAGACUAGCUAGUAUCAAUCAGUGAAAUAAGAAAACAAUAUCAUAAGGAAAAGGAUUGAACAUGAUACAUUGGCAUGUUUGGAUAGCUAAAUAGCUUUAAA